AUGGAUUUCUCGAACUUCAACGCGGCCGAGCAGGCCCAUAUGACCAAGGUUAUCGAAAAGCGUCAGGUACAACUUCUAGCUGGCGCGAGAGACGCGCAACUCACCCGUUCCCAGAUGCAAGACUUCCUACGAAUGUAUUCUAACCUCGUUGAAAAGUGUUUCAACACGUGUGUCAAUGACUUUACAAGCAAGGCCCUGUCGUCAAAAGAGGAAACAUGCAUCAUGAACUGCACGGAGAAGUUCAUUAAGCACUCAGAGAGGGUCGGAGCGCGGUUCGCAGAGCAAAACGCCGAGGCCAUGAGCGCCCAGAACCAGUCAUAA
Cyclocybe aegerita is the source of this 321-nucleotide messenger RNA. NCBI's taxonomy places the organism in Eukaryota, Fungi, Basidiomycota, Agaricomycetes, Agaricales, Hemipholiotaceae. The record is from the annotation of a GenBank genome assembly.